Messenger RNA from Cololabis saira (Pacific saury), 2397 nucleotides. It is a transcript of the gene b3gat3, whose product is annotated as beta-1,3-glucuronyltransferase 3 (glucuronosyltransferase I). The record is from RefSeq and is a predicted model, not a curated record. Gene Ontology annotation, cellular component: Golgi membrane. Gene Ontology annotation, molecular function: galactosylgalactosylxylosylprotein 3-beta-glucuronosyltransferase activity. NCBI's taxonomy places the organism in Eukaryota, Metazoa, Chordata, Actinopteri, Beloniformes, Belonidae. The coding region runs from base 185 to 1195 and encodes 336 amino acids. Gene Ontology annotation, biological process: chondroitin sulfate proteoglycan biosynthetic process; carbohydrate metabolic process. The transcript is spliced from 8 exons.
CCGGACGUGGUUGGUGCCUUCAGUCUUCGCACAAAUGUGGAGGCUGAGAGAAAUAAAUAAACAAUUGUUAUGAUGCUCUGAGGGGCCUUUCUCACCUCUUCAAGAUGACAUGAAGCUGUAAACGUUGGUUCCGCGCCGUAAGUCCUGUUUCGCCCCGUUUCCUGUUUUAGCUGGUCAGGCUACCAUGGCAACGAGGAUGAAGCUGAAGCUGAAGACGGUCUUUGUGCUGUACUUCAUGGUCUCUCUGAUGGGCCUCGUCUACGCUCUCAUGCAGCUUGGCCAGCGCUGUGACUGCACACAACAUGUCAUUCCUAAGGACCGCACCAUAUCUCACCUGCGGGACGAGGUGCACCGUCUUCAAGAUCACAUAAAGAAGAUAGAGGAGACCAAGAAAUCCAAGAAGGAGCCGUCCAAAUCCUCCCAGCCGACUGUGUUUGUCAUCACCCCCACGUACGCAAGGCUGGUGCAGAAGGCCGAGCUGACUCGUCUGUCACAGACUUUCCUCCACGUUCCUCACCUACACUGGAUCGUGGUGGAGGACUCGCCGCGCAAGACGACCCUCGUGACCAACCUUCUGAUGAAGAGCGGCCUGAACUACACGCAUCUAAAUGUGCCCACCGCCAAGGACCGCAAACUUCAGGAGGGGGAUCCCAGCUGGCUGAAGCCCCGCGGCGUGGAGCAGAGAAACGAGGGACUGCGGUGGCUCAGGGAAGACAGGCAGAGCCUCCCAGGAGAGGAUGGCCAGAGGGGAGUGGUGUACUUCGCUGAUGACGAUAACACAUACAGCCUGCAGAUUUUUGAAGAGAUGAGGAGUACCCAGCGGGUUUCAGUGUGGCCGGUGGGGCUGGUCGGCGGGAUGAAAUAUGAGAAACCUGUGGUGGAAGGAGGAAAGGUGGUUCGCUUCCAUACCGGCUGGCGUCCCAGUCGUCCCUUCCCGAUGGACAUGGCAGGCUUCGCUGUCUCCCUCAAAUUGGUCCUGACCAAUCAGGAGGCUUGCUUUGAUGGCGAGGCGCCAAUGGGCUUCCUGGAAAGCAGUUUCCUUAAUGGUCUGGUGACCAUGGAUGAGCUGGAGCCCAAAGCAGACGACUGUACUAAAGUGCUGGUAUGGCACACACGCACGGAGAAGCCGAAGAUGAAGCGGGAGGAUGCGCUGCAGGCUCAAGGACUGGGCUCAGACCCUGCUGUGGAGGUCUGAGAAACACACACUAACACACACACAUCCUCCGCUGUGAAAGCUGCAUCUGUAACAGUACAUAGAAACAGAAAACAUCUGCACACCUUCAUUUUCCUGGUUAUGAUUGUCUGUUUUUCUGGGUCAUGUAAUAAAUGGAAAAGUGUAUUUAUAUCGAGCGUCACAAAUAUGUUGACUGGUGAUGUAUUAUGUGCUGGUUUCCUGUUAGUUUUAGUUCGUUUGGUGUCUUUGUUUAGGCCUGGGGGGAAAGAGAUGAUGCAGUUUAGACAACUACCUGAAGGGGGAGCCAGAUCAAAGCUGUAAAACUAUGCUGUUCAACAUGUUUGCUGAUUAUUUAUGAAUUCAAGGGGCAUUUUCAUGCAUGGCCUCUAACUUCGUGUCAUCUCCGUUGUCUGUAUCCGGUACCUUUUUAGAUGUUUUAAUUUAUUAACACAAAAACUGAAAAAAUCCUCACGGCCAUUUGCAAAGGCAUGUAGAUAAUACAAUCUGUAUAUUAGUUAUUUUCACAUAAAAGCAUCGCUGGCUCUGGGAUUUUUCUAACAGCAGCUUCAAAUUCUGUAAAACUGAAUAAAUCCAAUUAACAAGCUGCUUCCGUGUCACCGUGCACUCGUGUUGCAACCUAGCAACACCAUCCUUCAGCACAAGCUUGGGAUGUAGUAGUUUCACUCCCACUUCAGAGCUCAGAUGCAGCUUUUCAGUAGUAGAGCAGACGUUGAAUAAAUCCUGUCAGUAUAUUGGAUGUUUUACGUUGAAUUAUGCUUUAAAAAACACUAUUUAGAAGGCAAUAUCCAAAUCAAGACAAUAUUACGGCUGCAGCUCACGUCUUCCUUCCUGUGUUCCACCUCAACCUUGAUCAAAGAAAAAAACAUGAAUUGGUCUCCAAGAGAUGGGAAACUUUUUUGUACUUUUACAUUAGCAAAGCUUCAAAUAUGAACUGAACUACUUGAUCCGUGUUUGAUUAUCUUGAACAACGUCCGCUGAAGUCAGAUGACAAAGAACGAAGUAGCAUUCAAGUUCAAAAGGUUGUUUUGUGACACUGGGGAUAAAGAAAAAAACAUCCAGUGCCUGCUUCAGUAUGAUUAGUGCCUGUGAGGAAGUUAUCUGCUGUAAUCCAUGUAUUUAUUACUGUAACAUUGAUCUUCACAUUGUGUACAGCGUGAUAAUGUCUGUCCUUGGCCUUGAAAGUAAACUUUCAUUAUGUAUAA